Messenger RNA from Erinaceus europaeus (western European hedgehog), 1280 nucleotides. It is a transcript of the gene COMMD9, whose product is annotated as COMM domain containing 9. Lineage: Eukaryota; Metazoa; Chordata; Mammalia; Eulipotyphla; Erinaceidae. Bases 27 to 623 code for a protein of 198 amino acids. The record is from RefSeq and is a predicted model, not a curated record. The transcript is spliced from 6 exons.
GUCAUCACUCAUGUGACCCGGGAAAGAUGGCUGCUCUGACGGCGGAAAACUUUGUGGCUCUGCAAAGCCUGCUAAAGGCCUCCUCAAAAGAUGUUGUCAGACAGCUGUGUGAAGAGAGCUUUUGCACUUCAGCCCUGGGCUCCAAAAAACUCUUGGAUAUUACAUGUUCUGGUUUGUCUGUGACCCAGGAGGAGGCAGCGCAACUGCUCCAAGCCCUGCACCGCCUCACCAGGCUGGCAGCCUUCCAGGACCUGUCCUCCGCUGAGGCAAUUCUGGCUCUCUUCCCUGAGAAUUUCCACCAGAACCUCAAAAAUCUGCUCACAAAAAUCAUCCUAGAACACAUAUCAAUGUGGAGAUCUGAAGCCCAAGCAAAUCAGAUCUCUCUGCCGCGCCUGGUGGACCUGGACUGGAGAGUGGACAUCAAAACCUCCUCGGACAGCAUCAGCCGUAUGGCCGUGCCCACCUGCCUGCUCCAGAUGAAGAUCCAGGAAGAUCCCAGUCUGUGUGGGGACAAAUCCUCUGUGUCAGCAGUCACCAUGGAGCUGAGUAAGGAAACACUGGACACCAUGUUGGACGGGCUGGGCCGUAUCCGAGACCAGCUUUCUGCCGUGGCCAACAAAUGAGACCCACCUCCUGUGGCCCCAGCGCCCAUCCCAGCUGCUCGUCAGCCAUGGAGUGUCUCCCAGUCCUCAGCUGCCUCUGUAGCAGCUACAGUCAGCAGUGGAUGUGUAAUGGCUCGGGGAGGAAGGCUGCCCUCCAGAAGGCACGACUCUGUCUGGAGGCAGCAGCCAUGCUCACAGCAUGUUCUCCUCGACCACCUUUUUCUCUGUCUGAAGCUGCAAGCAGAAGCCUCCACCUCUGAAAGGCUCCCUUAUUGGAUGCGACUUAAUUAUCACCGUGGCAGUGAGAAGGAGCGUUUGCUUUGUCAGCUGUCUCUACACGUUGAUUGGAAAAUCCAGGCCCAGACUGUGGAGCAUGUCUAAUAAGUUCUUUCCAGCCGCAGCUCUAAUGCAUUCAUUUCCAUCCUCGGAACACAUGGAGGGGAUUGAGUGGUGAUGUCAGCUUUGCUGCUUCUCCAGCAGAGAAGUCAGGCAGACCACACAGAGCAGAACCACCCCUGCCAAGUACAGAGCCUUCCCUGAUCUCCCUCAGCCCUGCUGAGGACCACCUACCUCCUCAGUAUAGGGGGUCUCCAGUGGGUAUUGACUCAUUUCUUCCUGAAGUUGGGGGGGGGGGGGAGCAGGAGUGAGUGGAAAUAAAUACCAUUCCUAAAACUGUCA